AUGUAUGCGAUGCAACUAUAUAAUACAGCUCAGUAUCUCGAACGUAAUAUGCGGGAGAAGGAGCUAGUAUUAUAUAUAGCAAGGCAGUUCAAUCAGGAAAUGGCAAAGACUAUUGCGGUACAUAAUAUUAAAAAAAUGGAAAGUUUAUCUAGUUAUUUACAGCGAUUGGAGAGGAGUGUUGCUAACAAUGGGAGUUAUCGUAGUCAGUUUCAUGGGAAUAAUUUUAGACAUCAGAGUAUAAAUUUCGGAAAUGGUAAUACUGGAGGAGGUGAUGGUAGAUAUAGUGGAAAUCAAGGAUAUGCCAGUCAUAAUAGUGACAAUAGACAAAAUGGUCGAAGAUUUGAUUGGGAAAAUAAUAAUUAUUAUGAGAAUGAGAAUAAGUGGCACCAGAAUCGACGGGAUCGAGAACAAGAUAGAGAUAGGGAAAAUUGGAGACAAAAUAGGGAUUAUAAUAAUAGCAAUAAGGGUUAUCGAAAUGAUGUAAGGGGAAGAAGAGAGGAUGAAAAUAUAAGACAAGUCAAUAUGAAAAGACCACCUCAACAAAAAGACAGCAUAGCUGAAAAAGAAAAGUCAUUAACCGAAGAACCAGUGGCAUAUUUUCAAUGA
Psylliodes chrysocephalus is the source of this 606-nucleotide messenger RNA. Lineage: Eukaryota; Metazoa; Arthropoda; Insecta; Coleoptera; Chrysomelidae. The record is from the annotation of a GenBank genome assembly.